Molecule: messenger RNA, 3865 nt
Organism: Ectocarpus siliculosus
Lineage: Eukaryota; Phaeophyceae; Ectocarpales; Ectocarpaceae
Source: the annotation of a GenBank genome assembly
AUGGCUGACCCCAACUGGAGAGGCUCGCCGCCUCCCUCCGGUACACAGCGACCAGGAGGUGCGGCUAUGAACGGAACAGGUGGCCCAUUUCAGGACGGAAGGACCUCGCUCCCAGCCUCCAAGUCUGUCCCAGCCUUCUCCCCUCCAGGACAGCCGAUCCAGGCUGCGCUUGGGACACCUAUCCCUCUUUCGUCUUCGAGUGCAAGGCUGGGGGGCCCUCCCUCGACGGCAGGCCUCGGUCCGCCGUCAUCGGGGUCUAGCCCCUUUUCGGCCAGCAGCAGCACCGGGAUGCCCCCCCCUGCCCGAAGGGUGAGCUCGCCCCCCCUAGCGGGGCCCCCAAGCUACGGCUCGGGGUCGUCGGGAUACGGCGGUGCCCCCAAUGCCAACGCCGCCAUCGCGGCGUCGGGGAUGCGGCUAGGCGGUCCUCCGACCUCGAGCAACGGGCCGCCUGCGAUAUCGCGGAAGUUCUCUCCGCCGCCGCCGCCGCUGUCGUCUCAGAGCGUCUUCGCUAAGCCAUCAAUGACCGCGCCGCCAACCGGGCCACCCCGAAGCUGGUCAGGCCACGGCAACGGUAACGGUAACGGUACUGCUGGUGUAUUUCCGCCGGGUGGGGUUGGCGCAAACGGGCAGCAGCAGCAGGGGCAGAAGCUUGCUUACGGCGCUCCUCCGAGUUUCGCGCCGCCAAUGGGCCCGCCCAGCUCCGGUAACGGUGUUGGUCCAGGGCCCAGCGGGGGGCCAGGCGGGUACGGAGGGGCGUCGAUGGCUCGGGUCGCGUCGAUGCCUGCCGGGGUGUACGGCGGUGGUCAAGGGGCAGCGCCUCCGAUGAGUGCUCCUGGGCAGUACCAAGGCGGUUACUCGAACGGAGGGAUGCCUGCUUCGGCGACAGCCCCCCGUCCCAAGAUCAAUCCGGAACAGAUUCCGCGGCCCAUUGUGGGCGGCGAGCGAGUGAUUUACCAGACCUGCACCCCUCCCAGCGUGAAGACGCCACCAACGCCAACCUCCAACUACGUUGCUCUCGACGAGGGAAACUGCUCGCCGCGGUUCAUGCGGUCGACGAUGGCGCAGCUUCCGAUGACAGCCGACGCCAUGGGGGCGUGUAAGAUCCCAAUGGCCGUAACCGUCCAACCCAUGGCCAUCGUGGGGCCGGAGGAGAUUCCAGUUAACCUUGUGGACUUCGGAGAGGCCGGUCCUCUUAGGUGCGAGAUGUGCCGAGCGUACAUCAACAGCUUCGCCAAGUACGUGCAGAAUGGCGAGAAGUGGAUUUGCAAUUUCUGCAAGCACGAGGGGCCUGUGCCGCACGCCUACCAGUGCCCGCUCGACGGCGCCGGGUUGCGCAGGGAUCGGGAUCAGAGGGCGGAGCUGUGCAGGGGUAGCGUGGACUUCGUGGUACCCAAGGCGGUGUACAGCUUGCGCCCGGAGCAGCAGCCCAUCUUCGUGUUCUGCGUGGACGUGUCCCCGAGGGCACUCGAGACGGGCUUCUCUGCGGCGUGUCUGGCGGCUAUAGAGGCGUCACUGGACUCGGUGCCGGGCGGGGAGAGGGCCAGGGUGGGUGUCAUCACCUUCGACAAGUGUCUACAGGUGUACAGGGUCGACGAGGAGGGGAAUGUUUCGCAGAUGGCGGUGGCACCGGACACGGAGGAACCGUAUGCCCCGUUGCCCGCUGCCCAAUGGAUCCUGCCGCUCAAUUCCUGCCGGAGUAGUCUCCCGAGACUGUUCCAGGCUAUUCCCGAUCUUGUAUCGAAGAAUGGUCGACAAACGACCCCUGCUUCUGCCUGCGCGUCCGGGGCGGCGCUGCGCGCGACGGUGGACUGCCUGGAUGGUAUCGGAGGGAGAGUCUUUCUCAUGGCGCAGUCCCCGGCGGACGUUGGCGCCGGUGCGGUUAGCCGAGGGCGGGAGGAGGGCGGGAUGUACGGGGGGGACAAGGAGUUUCACAUGUAUCAGCCGGCCCCGGACGUGGGGAAGGACGUGGCGGCCGUGGCAACGGGGGUGUUUUACAAGGCACUGGCCAAGGACUGCGCCGCGAGACAGGUGUGCGUGGAUCUGAUGCUGUGGUGCAACGGAAGGGUCCGAGAGUUCUACGACGCAGGGACCAUCGGGAUGGUGUCUAGAGUAACAGGCGGGCGAGUCACGUGCCUGCGGGGAGGGGAGCCGGGCGGCCGCGACACGGAGUCGCACCUUAGGGAGCAGUUGACGGGGGCUCUGCGCGAUCACGCCCACAGCGCCAGCGAAGCUAUCCUCAAGGUACGGUGCACCGCGGGGUUUUCGUGCACCCAACGCUUGGGGCCCGGCAUAGAAAACAUGCCGGGAGAGCUGGAGGUGGCGAACAUCACUCCGCAUCACACGAUCGUGUGCCGUCUAGAACACGACGGCCGGAAGCUCGAGGAGGGGGGGAUGGUGUACAUACAGUCGGCGUUGCUUUACACGUCCACGAGUGGGCAGCGACGAGUGCGAUGUCACACCUUGGGGCUGCCGGUGACGGGCCUCCUGCCGAACAUAUUCCGGUCCACUGACGUUGAGACGGUAUCCGCCGUGAUGGCGAGGCAAGCGGUGUCGCGGGCGCUCGGCAACAAGAUGGCGGUGGAUUCGAUCCUUAAACAGGUGGAGGAGUCGAUGCUAGCCAUGCUCUUCGCCUACCGCAAGAAGUGCGCCUCCGACUCUCCGGCCGGGCAGCUCAUCCUCCCGGAGGCGCUGAGAGUCCUGCCACUCUUCACGCUAUGCACGCACAAGAUGCUCGCACUUAGACCCAACUCGAAGGGCGGCGCCCCGGACGUUCGCGCAGACGAGCGCGCGGCGCGGCUGCUGGCCAAUCACAGCCUGUCGGUGGAGGGCAUGGUGAAGGUCCUCUACCCGUCCCUCUACUCCGUUCACGACUUGCCGCCGGACAUAGGGGACGCACCGCCCCCCAGACCCCCGCCACCGGCGGCGGCCUCGGAGCCCGGAGCAGUCGGGGCGGGGGUAGGGUUAGAGGGGGCUAGGGGAGUGGAGGGGAUCUGGGGGAGCCCCCGGUCUGGGGUUGACGUGCCGGUCGCGUUGCCCCCGACCUCGGAGAAGCUGAGCAGCUCCGGGGUGUUCUUGCUGGACAACGGGGAGGAGCUGUUGCUGUACGUGGGUCGCUCGGUGAGCCGGGAGGUGAUGUCCGAGCUGUUCGGGGUGGACGCGGUGCCUGGGCCUAGCCCACCAGGCUACGGCAAUGAAGGGGCUAGUACGAGCGUCCUACAACUUCGCCAAGAAGAUGGCUACGAGCAGGCCAGACGGGUGCGCAACGUCAUAGAGCAUCUGCGUAGAGGGAGCGCCGCCCACAAGCCGCUAGUGGUGGUGGUGGCCAAUUCGGGAGUUCCGGAGGAGGCCCGCUUCGUUAGUCUGAUGGUAGAGGACAAGACAAAGCACGGGACGUCUUACGUGGACGAGUUAUGCAACUUGCACCACAAGAUACAGUCAAGGAUGGGGUGAAGCGACUGGCUUCCCCUCGCCGUCAACGUGCAUGAAAAGUCAAAGUGCAUGAGGCGUCUCGUAUACAGUACAGCUUUUUAUUUAUUUUUUGUGCGCCGUGCGCACCUCGUCGUCAACCUCCUCCUCUUGCACUGCUAGUUUAUUCUCUGCGUGUGUUUCAGUACAACAAUAUCCUCCUUUACGGUAUUCUGUAUUUUUAUGUCGGUGUUUCCCAAGCCCCAAGCAAACGGUUUGCGCCAGAGUCCACUUUUGCGAAUGAAGCUGAGUGAUGGUUGUUGAGUGCGUCGUGUUGUGUCGUCGGAAUCUUCUUUUCUGUUUCUUUUUCUUUUUCUUUUUUAUUCUUCCGGUGCGUGUUCGUCGGUGGGUGGGUGGGUGUGGUUUGUCGUGCGGUGUUUUGCGUUUCGGUGAAAAAUGU